AUGUCGUGGCUUUGGAGCACCGCGCCGCCGUCCGACGAGGCCUCCCCCGGGCCUGCAGAGGAGCUGUCGAGUGACCCGUACGGUACGGGCUCUCCGUCGGACUUUGCGAGCGCCUUCGACGACGACUUCGACGCGUCCACCCCGCCGGCCGAUUCCUUCGACAUCUACUCCACUGCCCCGACCCCUUCCUUCUCCGCCGACGCAUUCGACACGCCCCUCCCCUCGUCCUCGUCCGCGCCGGCGAUCGACUUCGGCUCGAUGGGCCGCAUCAACCCGUCGGUGCUCUCGCCGCGCUCGCUGCGCGCGCGCCCGUUGGACGACGUCGAAUACGUCUUCGCCGAGGACUACCGCGCCUUCCGCAAGAAGUCGGGCACCGAGCAGCUCACCUACCUCGCCGGCGGCUCGUACUUGACCGGCGCCGUCAUCGGCGCCGGCCGCGGCUUCUACGGCGCCAUGCACGACAGCGCUGGGAAAGCCGCGAAGCUUAGGGUCAACGCCGUGCUGAACGGCACGGGGAAGAGAGGCGCGGCUAUGGCCAAUACUUUUGGCGUUCUCGCCCUGGCUUUUUGCUUGUCGGAGAGCAUCCUGUACAACUAUACCAGUGAUGAGACGCUGACUAACUAUGCCGCGGCUGGCGCGGCAGCAGGCGCGCUGUAUAAGAGCACGCGCGGCCCGAGGACGGCGGCUAUCUGGGCCGCUGCCGGCGCCGCUACGGCUAUUGGUACCGUUUGGGCGUCGAGGGAGGGGUAUUAUGGAAGGGGGUUGCAAGGCGUUUUGUGAGGGGGGUCGCCUUCGAUUGUUUUGCUGUACUUUUUUUUUGGUUUUGGCCAAGUUUUAUCGGUGGACGGGCUAGGUGAAGGUGGAUGGGCGCUGAUGCUUUUGUGAAUAUUGAUCUGCGUGAUGGGCAAAGCUGCAUGCUUUGCGGGAGGUGAGAAUUGUUUAGAAUAGAAGUGCUUUUCCUCGGUUUGCUCUUGCAAUGUGGGCACGACCCUCGAUGUAGCGAACUUUGUGCUCUCAUGUUUGUUGUGACGGGUGUAGUGAGAUAUAGUGUUGCCUUGUUCAAAGGCUUGAUGAUGAUGCCGAGGUAUGAAGUGGAUGCUACUUUUGAGCGCGCCUUCUUCAAAGAAGGCACGAAUGGCGGGCGUUUUGCUUUUGGUGCUUUUGUGGUGGCACAGUUGAUCUUUUGCUGAAUGCAGUGAGGUAUGGACAAGAUCUGCAGUGCUGCUUUUUUUCGUGAAGACAGCAACUUUUGGGGCGCACAGUUGCGGCCAGUGUAUGUCAUCAAUUGUACAUCGCCGCGCUCAAUCAUGUGUUUUCAUGUAGGGUACAUUCGCUAAACAGAAACACUUUUCUGGAAGAAGAACAAGCUUGUAUAUUUGUCUUGGUUCGUUGCCAAUCCAGGGUCGCAGGACCGCUUUCAUGAAUCAGCUUUGCAUCCCACUGCAGCCUUCUGUUUGUGCGGGGGGAUGCAUGGCUCCUACAGUAUACAGUCGGUACCGUUGAAGGCAGCAACCGAGAGCAUCCCGAUAUUGUUGCUUGCGUUGCCGUCGGAGGCUGCCCACGGUCCAGGGACUCGUGUUUGACAACUGCAGCAAGUGUGCGGCCAGCUACACUUAUUGGGUGCAUCCAGAAAAUAACACUGUAUCACUCGACUACUUUUUUGAGCAAUCAGCGACCGAUAAAGUGGUCGCCGGCUGACUACUUUUGACCAUCUGA
Messenger RNA from Chondrus crispus (carragheen), 1716 nucleotides. RefSeq lists its product as hypothetical. The transcript is spliced from 2 exons. Gene Ontology annotation, cellular component: mitochondrial inner membrane; TIM23 mitochondrial import inner membrane translocase complex. Gene Ontology annotation, molecular function: transmembrane protein transporter activity. The coding region runs from base 1 to 780 and encodes 259 amino acids. The record is from RefSeq and is a predicted model, not a curated record. Gene Ontology annotation, biological process: protein import into mitochondrial matrix. NCBI's taxonomy places the organism in Eukaryota, Rhodophyta, Florideophyceae, Gigartinales, Gigartinaceae.